CGUAGAUUAAAAUCUUCAACACUUCCUGCUCGCUGUCUGGCUGUAAAAGACGAUGAUUUGGACAUAAAAUGAUUAUUAGCCGAUUGAUUUGGAUUGAAUUUGAACGCAAGAUUAGCUGGUUGAAAGGGACUUUGAGCGGGAAUAUGAGAAGCUCCAAAACUAUGUCUAAACCAGCGGUGAAGAUCUCAGGGGACUGGAUCCGUUGUGUGAGCCGGAUCAGGCCUUCCUUGUAUCUGUGACCGCUCUGGAUACAGCCAUGAAGAGAAUGGAUGCGUUCAAUCUGGAGAAGGUCAGUCAGAUACAGAAGACUAAUGAAAAAUCAAGGGAAGAGCUGAAGCCCAUCAGGGAAGACUUUGAAGGCAAGAACAAGCAGCUAUUAGACGAGAUGCCAGAAUUCUACAACAGCCGCAUCGACUACUUUCAGCCCAGCUUUGAGGCUCUGAUACAAACUCAGGUGGCCUAUUUUACCGAGAUGCACAAGAUCUUCACUGAAUUGAUGGAUCAGAAUGAACAAGGCGAACUGACAGAUGAACACAGAAAACAAGUAAACGAGAUGAAAAGAUUCUGAUGAAAUACAUCUUCUUAGCUGGAUUAUCAUCAUACCUGGCACCGUUCCAGUAACUUAGCCGUUUUUGCUUAACAAGCUUCCUAAAUGUAUCAGUUCACCUAAAUUAUAAAAUUUUAUUACAAGUACAAACACUACAGUCGACACGGGCGAUCACUUUAUCGCUUUCUCAUCCACUGGAGGUCAAAUU
This is a messenger RNA of Xyrauchen texanus (razorback sucker), 755 nucleotides long. RefSeq names its product bridging integrator 3-like. Gene Ontology annotation, cellular component: cytoplasm; actin cortical patch. Gene Ontology annotation, molecular function: protein binding; lipid binding. The record is from RefSeq and is a predicted model, not a curated record. The transcript has 7 exons. Gene Ontology annotation, biological process: actin cortical patch localization; endocytosis; plasma membrane tubulation. NCBI's taxonomy places the organism in Eukaryota, Metazoa, Chordata, Actinopteri, Cypriniformes, Catostomidae. Bases 257 to 568 code for a protein of 103 amino acids.